Branchiostoma belcheri (Belcher's lancelet) is the source of this 2853-nucleotide messenger RNA. Its product is annotated as Krueppel-like factor 12. The transcript has 8 exons. Gene Ontology annotation, biological process: regulation of transcription by RNA polymerase II. Gene Ontology annotation, molecular function: DNA-binding transcription factor activity, RNA polymerase II-specific; RNA polymerase II cis-regulatory region sequence-specific DNA binding. The coding region runs from base 52 to 1134 and encodes 360 amino acids. NCBI's taxonomy places the organism in Eukaryota, Metazoa, Chordata, Leptocardii, Amphioxiformes, Branchiostomatidae. The record is from RefSeq and is a predicted model, not a curated record.
CCCAUGAAAAGGCCCGGAUGUGGGUGUGGCGGAUGACGUCAAUGGGCCAAGAUGGCUGCUGCAGUGGCGAUGAAAAGUGGGGUAUCCGCUGAUUUUAAGAAGAAAACCGGACAAAUGGCGAAGGGGAGCUCGUCUGAAACAUCAGCAAACAAGUACUGUGCCUACAAGGACUGUAAGGAGCAAAAUCAAGUGUACACUGCUUGCGACCGCUGUAUGGAGACAUUUUGUGACAAGCAUUCCAACAGCACUGUUCAUCGCUGUUUCAGGGAAAUAGAGGUGGCGGAAGGAGUAAAGAUCAGAGGAGACAAGACAACCAAUGGGGACCUGGCAGCCGAACAGGACCAGAUGGAUGAAGGGAUGGAUGCAGGACACGAGAAGCGAGCGUUCCAAGACGAGCCCGUAGACCUCUCCAUGAACGGGGUCAAGGCGACGAAACUGUCGACGCUGUCCGGACACGGUGCGACGUUAGGCGAGAUGAUCGGGCGGACGAACCUGCAGCACAUCGUGGUGCCGCUGGUGUCUCCGCCGGUCCUGCCGCACUCACAGGUGGUGGCCACGUUACCGCUGACGGUGGUCACCACGCUGGCUCAGACCCUGCCCAUCACCACAGUCUCCAUACACGACCUCAGGAGUAACCUCGCUAAAGGCUCAAGUGAUGACAUCGCCAUCCCCGUCCCCACAUCGUUCACCAUCCCGUCAGCAACUAACAGUGACGGCCACGACGACAUCCCGACCGUCACGCUGGACACGGUCAACAAGACCGGCUCGUCUGCUCUCAUCAACAUAGCAGAGGCAGCAAACAUGCCCCCUGCCCACAUUGCGUCUCUAAGACAGCGGAUUGAGCUGGAUCCUCAGGACGAGCUACAGAAGAGAAGGCGAGUCCACAAGUGUGACUUCGAAGGCUGCAACAAGAUCUACACCAAAAGUUCCCACCUCAAGGCACACAGGCGUACACAUACAGGAGAGAAGCCAUACAGAUGCACGUGGGACGGGUGCACGUGGAGAUUCGCCCGCUCCGACGAACUAACACGGCACUACAGGAAACACACGGGCGCGAAGCCCUUCAAGUGUGACAAGUGCGAGAGGUCGUUCUCUCGGUCCGACCACCUGGCGCUGCACAAGAAGCGACACUGAGGUCAGGGGUGAAAGGCCGCAGGUCAGAGUUGAAGACCAAAGGAUGUCAACUUUAUUUUGGCAGUGAAGACAGCUGGGUCACCAGGUGGUUGUACUAGGACCCAAGUAACCUGAAGGUCAAAUGUGAUCAUUGAAAAGUGAAAUUGUGGCCAAGGUCGAAUCUAACGCUGUUUAGAUUGUGAAGGUCACGGUGUUGACACUUGUGACAAGGUCAGGGUAGUACUACACUUGUAUGUUUGUUAUUCUUGACAAGGCUCAGUUUGCAGGAGAAACUGAGGAGGGUUGUUUAGGAGAGUGACUGGCCACUACAGACAGGGUGUCAUCACCUGUGCUACGAUGUGUGUUUGACUGUUCUCAUGUACGUGUAUGUUUGUGUGUCGUUUGGUUGGUUGGUUGGUUGGUUGGUUGGUUGGUUGGUUGGUUGGUUGGUUGAUGAGGAUGCCAUGGUAUGAAAUGUUUUACAAGUCUUCCCGUAACCCUGUAGGGGAGUUCCCGGGUGCCUAGAUGCACCCAGGAAUAGUCUGGUCUCAAAUCUGGCUGGUCCAAUACUGUAUUUGGACAGGGUUUGUAAGUUGCAUGGAUUGCAGUACUCUCCCUUGCCAGAAGGGGGCACUUCUGUGUGGAUGAUGAAUUUUGUCACCACUGGUAGUACUAGACAGAGGGACUGGUAACAUUUAUACUCUAAUAGAUGGUUCAGUGAGGACACCAGCAAUUGUGUAUACUUUGUAACCUUUAAAGAAAAUGUAAUGAUAUCUAGAUAGUAGAUAUUAGGAGAAGUUCACUUACUACAAAGACCAAUCUAGAGUGUGUCUUAUACAUAUAGUGUGCAGUAUCAACUUCACAUUUUACAACUUGUAACAAUGGCGUCUUUUAAGAUUCUUUUGUUGUUUUUUUUUACUCUUGCUUUAUUACAAGGAUGGGGAAGUCAGCACUGGUGCUGUUCUUUUACCCUGUUGCAACAAUAUAGAGGGCUUGAAAAGCCAUCUUAAGUUUUGGUUGGCGCCUGUUUCAUGGGUGCCAGUUUUGUACCUGCAGUUUAUUACUGAUUGCUAGGUGGUGCUUUUAUCAGUAUUCUGAAGGUCAUUGAAGGCAGGAACUUUUGUGACCUACAUUUUAUGACAGUGGUGUAAGUAAGCUGUAUGUUAAUUUCAGUAAUUUGCUUGCCUCAUGGUUAAUUGAUUAACAUCAUGUUGAUAUUUAAUCAUACCAUAUUUGCAAAAGGAAAUCUAGCCAAGACAUGUAUGAUUUUGUCUUGCAUAUCAUGUACAUAGUAGUGAAUUCUUAUGCUGUAUAACGAUUUUAUUGCUUAACUGCUAAAAGCAUGUAUUUCAUCUACAACAAAUUUUAACAUAUAACCAGAAUUUAUGAUAUUUGAUUUUUUUUUCAUUCCCUCCAAGCAUCAAAGGAUUCUUUUAAAAAAACUAUUAAUAUCCAUAUGUAGUUUUGAUGUCUGAUGCUGGCCACUGGUAAUGACUGUAGUAUGAAGUCUUGUAGUACACAAAACAAUACAUGUGCAACCAUCCAGUGGCUUGAUUAGCUACAAUUACCAGUAUCCUGGAUGACGCAUCUCUGCUGAAUGGUGUAUUUUUACAUUUAUACCAUUUCAUGGAUAGUCAAUUCACCUUAUGGUAUUAUGUGAAGUCAGUAGACUUAAUGUUCAGGCCAUCUCUCAGCCCAUAGGUCAAUGUUCACCACUAUUUUUGUUUGAGGCCUCUAAUA